CCCACUUCCAAUAUGGCAGCCAUGGGAAGUAGACAAGCGUCGCCACGAAUUUAGGAGUUUUUUCGCAUAGAAUGAGAGCUGUAGGAGGCUGUCACCUAGAGUUCCGUGUUGUGGGAGCAAUAGUAUUUCCCGGCGCCAAUGUCCCGUUGGAGGAGCACUUUUAAAGUUUUCAAAAAGACAAUGUUUGUCAGUGGGCUAAGCUAGCAAGCAACGGUUAGCAAGUAAAUGAACCUGUGUCUUCUGAAUAAUUAGCAGAAACCAUUCGCCCUGCAUUCAUCCUUCUAGCAGCUCCCUUCACCAUGGCCAUCACUCAGUUCCGCCUGUUCAAGAUCUGCACAUGUUUAGCCAGCUUACUCUCCUUUUUCAAAAGGUUGAUAUGCAGGAGUGGGAGGGGCCGCAAGCUCAGCGGGGAUCAAAUAACUCUCCCGACAACUGUUGAUUUUUCAUCAUCUUUACCAAAACAGCCAGAAAUCGAAGAAUGGAGCUCCUGGGAUGAAGAGGCUCCUACGAGUAUUAAGAUCGAAGGCGGGAAUGGAAAUGUGUCUCCUCCUCCGGAUGAUGCAGAUGAAGAGCCUGAUUACUUCAAAGACAUGGCUCCUACCAUCAGGAAGACGCAGAAGAUCGUGCUGAAAAAGAGGGAGCCCCUGAACUACCUGGUACCAGAUGGAUCAGCAGGAUUCUCCAGCAGACUGGCUGCCUCUCAGGAUAUGAUGACCUUCAGUCCGCCCUCUGCUGAACUGGGAGAAAUGGAAAACUGGCAGGAGAACUCUAAUGCCUGGGAGGACGAGUCUGAAGCUGCCUGGGAGGCAGAGGAGGUGCUCAGGCAGCAAAAGAUGGCUGAGAGAGAGAAGCGCUUCAUGGAGCAGCAGAAGAAGAAAAUGGAGAAGGAGGCUCAGAGGAUGCUGAAGAAGGAGCAAAAGAUUGCAGUCAAGCUCUCGUAACAUUUUAGAAAAGCUCAGUUUUGAGCCAAAGGGAUUGGAAGUUUGGGCAUAGACUUCAGAUCUAUCAUUAAACUGUCUUUAAAGUCUUUCCCACAGGAUUAUCUUCAGUCACUCUCUACUUUAUCUGUUUACAAACUGCUCCGUUUCAGUUUCUACCAGCAGCCAUUUCAGUUUGUUGUGCAGCUGCACCAUAAAACACAUCAUCAGCCUGGAGAGCUGAGAUUAAAAUUAAAACACGGCUAGAGAUAAAAAUUCAAUUCAUUCCAUUUAUAAAUGGAAAAUAAAUCUGCAGAAAUGAGUGUAAUUUAUAACUUGCAUCACUGGAAAUCAGUGACAUUCUUUGGUUUGCUAAUUAUUGUGUUUUUAUAUUUAUCUCUGUAGCAGUCUGUACAAUAAUUUUUCCAAAAUUUGUGGCUUGAUUUGUUUUUGUUUUUCUCACCCUGUGCUAUAAAGCCAUUUCUGUAUUGAAAAUCUUUGCUCAAACUAAAACUGGAGCUUUUGACCUUGAUAUUAGUAAAUAUUGCUAGAAUAAUGAAGUCAAACUAUGAUUGGUGGCUGUGGGUUCCUAUGGCAACCUCCUGGCUGCUGGCUUACCGUCAUUGCCAGACAUUUAUUUCCUAUAGAAGACAGAUGGUGAUCGGUGGAUUUCUGUUUUCUGGUCUUAGGAAAUCUUGCUUUUUCCUUGUUCUAGUUAAUAAACAAACUCUUUUAUAAAAUGCAGAGCACAUAUGCAAUAAAGAUCAAUUUCCUCACUGAAAGAUAGCAUUUAGAACUGCAGAUUUAAUGUGUUCCUGUUGUAAAGAAUCCCAGAUCAUUACCUGAAAAUUAUUUCUGUUAUUAAAACCUAACCAUGUGAACAAUUUGAAAUAUGAAUGCAUGAUCUUGUACUUAAGCAUUUUAGAAGCUUCAUUAAAUUAAAAGUCCAAGGAAGCAUUUUUAUUUUUUAUUUGCAAUGUUACAAAAGCUUUGCAGAUUUCAGGUUUUGCUGCCUAUUAUUUUUCAGGUGAUUAAGGGGAAAAAAAUCAAAAA
Messenger RNA from Cyprinodon variegatus (sheepshead minnow), 1970 nucleotides. It is a transcript of the gene ebag9, whose product is annotated as estrogen receptor binding site associated, antigen, 9. Bases 300 to 941 code for a protein of 213 amino acids. Lineage: Eukaryota; Metazoa; Chordata; Actinopteri; Cyprinodontiformes; Cyprinodontidae. The record is from RefSeq and is a predicted model, not a curated record. Gene Ontology annotation, cellular component: secretory granule. The transcript is spliced from 7 exons.